This is a messenger RNA of Fusarium keratoplasticum, 2136 nucleotides long. Its product is annotated as Mannan endo-1,6-alpha-mannosidase. The transcript has 4 exons. Gene Ontology annotation, molecular function: mannan endo-1,6-alpha-mannosidase activity. Gene Ontology annotation, biological process: fungal-type cell wall biogenesis; carbohydrate catabolic process. NCBI's taxonomy places the organism in Eukaryota, Fungi, Ascomycota, Sordariomycetes, Hypocreales, Nectriaceae. The record is from RefSeq and is a predicted model, not a curated record. Bases 1 to 2136 code for a protein of 711 amino acids.
AUGCGUCUGACAUGGGGAUCGGAGCCUAGGCUCGGGGCCGGCGCGCUCAUGGCGACUCUGCUGAUGAUGCUCAAUGGCCUCCUCGCCGCCGCCUACGAAUUGGACCCCAACUCGACUUCUUCCAUCACGUCUAUCGCAAAGGACAUUGCCGCCGACUUGGUCGGCAUGUAUCACGGCCAUGAGCCUGGCGGUACCCCAGGCCUGCUCCCCGAGCCUUACUACUGGUGGUAUACCGGUGCCAUGAUGGGAUCCCUCAUCGAUUACUGGGCCUACACAGGCGACGACGAAUACGUUGCCCUCACCAAGCAGGCACUGCUCUUCCAAGUCGGCGACCACAACGAUUACAUGCCCCUCAACCAGACCAGAACCGAAGGAAACGAUGAUCAGGGAUUCUGGGGUCUCUCCGUCAUGUCGGCCGCCGAAUACAAUUUUCCUCAUCCUGAAGCCGAUGAGCCGCAAUGGCUCGCCCUCGCCCAGGCCGUCUUCAACACCCAAGCCGCUCGUUGGGAUACCGAGCACUGUGGCGGUGGUUUGCGAUGGCAGAUCUUCCAGUGGAACAACGGUUACGACUACAAAAAUUCCAUUUCUCAAGCAUGUUUCUUCGCCUUGGGCGCGCGUCUCGCCCUCUUUACCGGCAACAGCAGUUAUGCAGACUGGGCCGAGACCACCUAUGACUGGAUGGAGAAAGUCAAAUUCAUCGACCCCAAGUCAUUCUACGUGUAUGACGGCGCUCAUACUGGAAACUCGUGCUCGAAGAUCGUGCCCUACCAGUUUUCGUACAACGCUGGCGGUUUCAUCCUCGGCGCUGCCGCCAUGUACAACUUUACCGAGAGCCAAGUCUGGAAGGAUCGCCUUGACAACCUCCUCGAAGGUGUCAAGAUCUUCUUUGCGGGCCCCGAAAAGAACAUCAUGUCAGAGGUCGCCUGUGAGCCCGUCAAACUUUGCAACCUCGAUCAACAGUCUUUCAAGGCAUAUCUGAGCCGAUGGCUAGCUGUCACUACUCAGUGGGCCCCGUACACUGCCGACAUGAUUAUGCCUCUCCUGCGAACCUCAGCUGUCGCCGCGACGAAGGUCUGUACCGGAGGAAGCAACAAACGAAUGUGUGGUCUUUACUGGACCAAGGACAAGUUUGAAGGUACUACGAGUGUCGGUCAGCAAAUGGCCGCUUUGGAAGUCACUCUUUCGUGCAUGAUCCAGAGUCGACCCGCCCCCUUGACACAGGAUACCGGAGGCACAAGUAAGGGUGACCCAGGUGGUGGCUCUGCGGAUAUUGGACGUACAACCCCUGAAGUCGACUGGGACCCCAUUACUGGAGGAGACAAGGCAGGAGCUUCAAUUCUCACAAUUCUCCUCGCUGUUGGCCUCGUGGCCUUUACGGUUUGGAUGUUCCUCGACGAGACAUCAAAUAAGGGCGUUGUUCCUCAGUUCCAGGGCUUCUCAUCGUCAGUUGUUGCUGCGGUUACCACUCUGGCUGCUGGUGGAGGUCUCGCCGCGGCUCUGGGUUUCAGGCGCGAGAAGGACGAGGUCCGCGAAAAGCCCAGCAUGAUAUUCCAAACGACAGGCGACCAUAGCUCUCAGACAAGCGGUGACAAGCAUAUGGCCGUCGAGCGUCAACCAAUCCCUGUUGGGGUUGUGCGCAGCGGAACCCCCGGUCAGCAUCGUCGAGUGUCCAGCAUGCCUUUGGGAUGGCCACAUAACCCAACAAUGAGAGGAAGCGCCGCAUAUGACCCUGACGGUACCCACCCGGGAUCAGGCCGACAGUCGCGGGUAGAAUCCGAACGAGGAGAGUCGAGCAGUACCCCUAGCAGCUCUAACGAGGCCAAUCGAAGCUACAUCCCUCACGAGAUCCCGGUAGGAACCGCUCUUCCUCUGUUUAACGACCCCAACCAAGCGUUCGAUGGGAAUGGAAAGGCUCCGGCUAGCGUGCAAUCUGCCGAGCCCACCAGUAAUGUGGCCGAAAAUAACGAUAAAGCCGUGGCAGUUGGUGGCGAGAAUACAACAGUGCCCAGCCCCGAACAGGGAGGCAUAUCGGCCAGAGCGGAAGCGACUUCAUCUGCAGAAGAGCAGGCUCACCCUGCCGAGACUCCUCAGAAAGGCAAGGCGGGCUCACCGGAGACGAUUGGAGUAGCACAUUAA